Molecule: messenger RNA, 692 nt
Organism: Dromaius novaehollandiae (emu)
Lineage: Eukaryota; Metazoa; Chordata; Aves; Casuariiformes; Dromaiidae
Gene: DPY30
Product: dpy-30 histone methyltransferase complex regulatory subunit
Exons: 5
Coding region: 171-470 (99 amino acids)
Cellular component (GO): Set1C/COMPASS complex
Source: RefSeq, a predicted model, not a curated record
CGUUUCACUUACGACCAAGCAAUUUACGUCACCUGCGCUCGCAGUGCUGUUGCUGCGUAGAGGCCCUCGGUGCCCCGCGACGGCUCCCGUCCGCCGCCCCCGCAGAGGCCCCGCUCCCCGGACCCACCGGGCGGAUUACUGUAUAUCCAGCAAUUUCCACGUUUCAAAUCAUGGAGGCAGAACAGAUUAUGGAGGGACAGCCACAGGUUCCAGAAAAUCCCCAUUCUGAAUAUGGUCUCACUGAAAAUGUAGAGAGAAUAGUAGAAAAUGAGAAAAUAAAUGCAGAGAAAACAUCAAAGCAGAAGGUGGAUCUUCAGUCAUUGCCUACACGUGCCUACUUGGAUCAGACAGUUGUACCCAUCUUACUACAGGGACUUGCUGUUCUUGCAAAAGAGAGACCGCCAAAUCCUAUUGAAUUUCUAGCAGCAUAUCUUUUAAAAAACAAGUCACAAUUUGAGGACCGAAAUUAAUUCCAUAAAAAUGAGGACAGUUUGGCUGCUAUACUGAAAUGCUCGUUUGCCGCAAUUCAUUUUCUGCUGUAAAAAUCCUUUGGAACGAUGAUGUUGUCUUUCUUAAUCGUACAAUUUCCUUUAACUUUAGAUUUAUUUAAUAAAGAACACUGUACAUUUCAUCUGCUUGCUUGUUUUAAACUAGCUAUUAAGAGACUUUCAAAAUAAAGUACUGAAACUGCA